Toxoplasma gondii ME49 is the source of this 1011-nucleotide messenger RNA. It is a transcript of the gene SRS29B, whose product is annotated as SAG-related sequence SRS29B. Lineage: Eukaryota; Apicomplexa; Conoidasida; Eucoccidiorida; Sarcocystidae. Bases 1 to 1011 code for a protein of 336 amino acids. Gene Ontology annotation, cellular component: membrane. The transcript has a single exon. The record is from RefSeq and is a predicted model, not a curated record.
AUGUCGGUUUCGCUGCACCACUUCAUUAUUUCUUCUGGUUUUUUGGCGAGUAUGUUUCCGAAGGCAGUGAGACGCGCCGUCACGGCAGGGGUGUUUGCCGCGCCCACACUGAUGUCGUUCUUGCGAUGUGGCGCUAUGGCAUCGGAUCCCCCUCUUGUUGCCAAUCAAGUUGUCACCUGCCCAGAUAAAAAAUCGACAGCCGCGGUCAUUCUCACACCGACGGAGAACCACUUCACUCUCAAGUGCCCUAAAACAGCGCUCACAGAGCCUCCCACUCUUGCGUACUCACCCAACAGGCAAAUCUGCCCAGCGGGUACUACAAGUAGCUGUACAUCAAAGGCUGUAACAUUGAGCUCCUUGAUUCCUGAAGCAGAAGAUAGCUGGUGGACGGGGGAUUCUGCUAGUCUCGACACGGCAGGCAUCAAACUCACAGUUCCAAUCGAGAAGUUCCCCGUGACAACGCAGACGUUUGUGGUCGGUUGCAUCAAGGGAGACGACGCACAGAGUUGUAUGGUCACAGUGACAGUACAAGCCAGAGCCUCAUCGGUCGUCAAUAAUGUCGCAAGGUGCUCCUACGGUGCAAACAGCACUCUUGGUCCUGUCAAGUUGUCUGCGGAAGGACCCACUACAAUGACCCUCGUGUGCGGGAAAGAUGGAGUCAAAGUUCCUCAAGACAACAAUCAGUACUGUUCCGGGACGACGCUGACUGGUUGCAACGAGAAAUCGUUCAAAGAUAUUUUGCCAAAAUUAAGUGAGAACCCGUGGCAGGGUAACGCUUCGAGUGAUAAUGGUGCCACGCUAACGAUCAACAAGGAAGCAUUUCCAGCCGAGUCAAAAAGCGUCAUUAUUGGAUGCACAGGGGGAUCGCCUGAGAAGCAUCACUGUACCGUGCAACUGGAGUUUGCCGGGGCUGCAGGGUCAGCAAAAUCGUCUGCGGGAACAGCCAGUCACGUUUCCAUUUUCGCCAUGGUGACCGGACUUAUUGGCUCUAUCGCAGCUUGUGUCGCGUGA